AUGGAAUCAUCACCCGUCUCACGCCCGUCAGGCAUCCCCCGACCAGCGCCAUCCCGACUCCCGGUGCUUAGACCCUCAGGCAGUGUCUCGCAAUUGCGGGCGCCAGCUUCGACCGAACAGCUGCGCAAGAAGCCGUCCAACUCGGCCAUAUCCAACAUAUCCAACGACCAACCCCUGCGGAGGAAACCGUCGCUCCAGUCUAUAUCGCGACCGACAGCAUCGACACUACAGAAGAAGACAUCGAGGGCAUCGCUCGCCCGCUCCAACACCACCGCGUCGACCGCCUCGCAGCCAACGUCUGCCAACUCAAGCUCUGGUAGAGCUCCCCUGGCAUCCAACCCUCGCCGGGCGAGCGGGAUCCCCAGCUUUGGCCAUCCACGUCAUUCCAUCACCUCUACCAUCUCCUCGACUUCGAGCGACGCAUCCGUUAUUAGACGACCCUUUGCGCGCCCCCCAUCUCGUCAGGCAAACGAGCAGUCAAGGCCAACCUCUUCAUCUACCCCAGGCGAAGACGAUACACUCGGUAGCCUAAAUGACUUCAGGUCAGCAUCAAGGGCGUCCUCGCGAGCCAGUUCAAGGGCAGGCUUCAACGAGGACGAUCCUGAGGCAGACUACGCAGUCAAAGAUGAUGCGAUAUCCAAGGACAUAGCGAGGAAGAAAAGUAGACAGUCGCUCUCAGAAAGAACCAUAGAAAGUCUAUCACAGCUGCCGUCGUCACCAGCACCUAAGAAAGGUAGACGCAGGUCGAGUUUCUUCAAUGCCGACAACAGCAUGCCCCCUCCGCUGCGACCAGCCUCCGCAACGUCGAACGGCAGUAGACCCUCGACAAGUGAUGGCGCCCCACAAGCAGCACCAGCUACACCGAGGAGGCUUGGUGGCCCAUCCAACAGACUGUCAAUGACAGCUCCCGGCCAGCGAAGCGCCAGUGCAAGCGUCACUACAUCUACUGUAACGCCCAGUAGAACAAACUCCGUGUCACGUUCCGUAUCGACGGUUAAGAAGCAGCCAUCAUCAUCGACAUUGUCUACUACCCAGAACCUGCAGAACACGCCCAAAGCUCGACCGCUAUCAACAAGCAAAAGCCUUGCUACGCGAACACCGAAGCCCAAACCAUCACUAGGCAAUGUUUUUGGUCAGGCUAUUUCACCUCCUGGAACUGCAGUCGCCUCGCCAAAUCGUGAUACCCCUGUGAAGAAGACACCAGACACUGUCCGAAGGGUUCCCAGCUCUUCCGUCGCGCUGCGCGAUCACAUUGCGAAAGCCAAGGCUGCAAAGAAGCCCGACGUUACCGAAUCGCCCCCCAAACCCGCAAGUUCUUCCAACGCACUGCGGGAACAAAUCGCAAAGGCAAGAGCAGCUGCUAAACAGGCAAAGACCGAGCCGGUGAGGAACAACACUCCGCCUACAGAUGUCAUCGUGCCUGAUCCUGCCGAAAUUGCAACUUUUGACUUUGGGCUCGAAGAUGAUCCUUUCAACCAGAACCCAAAGGGUGGCAAGUCUGUAUUGCGACGACGUAUCGAUAGCGCUCGUUCGGACGGGCGCCUGAACAUUGCGGCAAUGGGAUUGAAGGAGAUCCCAGACGAUGUCCUCUCCAUGUACAUUUACGAUCCCAACGAUACAAAGGUUGCCUGGGGCGAGGUCGUCGAUCUUAGCACCAUCUUAGCUGCUGAUAACGAGCUGGAGAUUCUUCCAGACAGCAUGUUUCCGGAUGUCACAGUCGAAGACAUGGUGGAUUCUGACGAGGCUGGGCCUCAGUUUGGGGGAGUCCAGAACCUUGAUUUCCACGGCAACCUGCUUCGAGAGCUGCCAGUCGGCAUGAGGCGACUCACCCAGCUAUCAAAAUUGAACUUGUCAAGAAACAAGCUAUCUAUGGAUAUGCUGGAUGUUAUUGCUCAGAUACCAACACUGCGGGAACUGAAGCUGGGAGAGAACGAUCUCCAAGGAGACCUUUCUCCAGCCCUUUGCAACCUUACUGGUUUAGAGGUCCUCGAGCUACAAUCCAACAAACUGACUAGCAUACCGAUAGACAUUGAGCGCAUGGCUCAACUACGAACGCUUAAUGUUUCUGACAACCAGCUGCGUUCUAUUCCCCUAGGCGAGAACAAGCUUUCGGCCUUGCCGGAAGGCUUCGUCACUCUACACCAGCUCCGUACUGCGGACUUUACAGGAAACGACAUUACACAGCUAGAUGAGAAAAUAGCUCUUAUGGAGAGUCUGGAUCAUCUCACAGUCGCUGCGAACCCACUGCGUGAUCGCAAGUUCCUCACCAUGGGCACAGAUGAGAUGAAGCGUGACUUGGCUGCUCGACUGCCAGCUGAUGAAGCUCUAGCCAAUAUCGACGAAGACCUCGAUAACGCAGUUGAAGAGACUCAGACCCAAUGGCAACUCACUCCUUCAGGCACCUUGGAUCUCGCCGACAAGGACAUGAGUGAACUGGAAAUAGAUGAUGCCACAUUGGAGGUCUUCGCAGAGGGACUCCGUCAACUACACCUGCAGCGAAACAAGUUCGAGGCCAUUCCGUCCAUCGUAGUGAAGUUUGACCAUCUCACUCUGUUGGAUCUCUCCAGGAACAACAUCGAAGUCGCACUAUCCGCUCCGCUCGAUCUUCCACAACUCCGAGAUCUUCGCCUCGCCAGCAACAAGAUUACCUCUCUAACGCCGCUGACGACAUACCUUACCGCACCUAAUCUUGUCACUCUUGAUGUUUCGAUCAACCGCCUUUCUGGAAUCCUCCCAAUACUUCAUGUGUCGUUUCCCUCGCUCACGACUCUGCUUGCUUCGGACAACAAGAUUUCCGAAGUAUCCGUCGAUAGCUUGACCAAUCUGAGGAUCGUGAAUCUAGGCAACAACGACAUUGAGCGUCUAGAGCCACGCAUCGGCCUGCUCCAAGGCACCUUGACGGGCCUGGAGGUCGAAGGGAACAAGUUCAGGGUUCCCAACCGACAGGUGCUCCAAAAGGGAACAGAUGCUGUUCUGACAUGGCUCAAAGACAAGAUUCCAAGGGAGAGUUGGAAGAGCGCUGAUAGUGCAGGGACUGAGUUUUUCGACGCUAAUGAUGGGAGCUUUUAAUCCUUCGUUUUGGUGUAUUAGGGGUUCUGUUCUGGGGGCAAUUGUUGUGUGACGGAAGCACAGAUUUGGGUUCAGGUGGAUUGGUUGAGUUUCCACCUUUUCUAAGAUACAUUUUUACGCUUUUUGUAAUUCAUUCUUGUAUAGUAAACGCCCGAUAUCAAUGGGUAAAUAGGGAUCUGUUCAUAU
This is a messenger RNA of Pyrenophora tritici-repentis Pt-1C-BFP, 3255 nucleotides long. NCBI's taxonomy places the organism in Eukaryota, Fungi, Ascomycota, Dothideomycetes, Pleosporales, Pleosporaceae. The record is from RefSeq and is a predicted model, not a curated record.